Morchella importuna is the source of this 270-nucleotide messenger RNA. RefSeq lists its product as uncharacterized. Lineage: Eukaryota; Fungi; Ascomycota; Pezizomycetes; Pezizales; Morchellaceae. The transcript is spliced from 4 exons. The record is from RefSeq and is a predicted model, not a curated record. The coding region runs from base 1 to 270 and encodes 89 amino acids.
AUGUGGCGCCAUAUUGAAAGUGGCAUCUCGAAUGUUGUUCAGAUAUCUUUUCAGGCGCAGCUACUGAGGCAGGAUCGUACUUGUCGUACUUGUAUGCAUCAACUAAUGUCAAACCGUAUUGUGAUGCGCUGUUUGCCAAAUAGCGUUGGGCGCCUGAAAACGGGCUCUUAUUGGCGCUGCGAGCUCAAGUGGAGUUCUAAAGAUUUCUCCACCCUACGUUCCAACGAGCACAACUACACACGCCUGUUCACCACGUCCAUACUACCAUGA